This is a messenger RNA of Melopsittacus undulatus (budgerigar), 1105 nucleotides long. It is a transcript of the gene SKIC2, whose product is annotated as SKI2 subunit of superkiller complex. The record is from RefSeq and is a predicted model, not a curated record. Gene Ontology annotation, molecular function: RNA helicase activity. Gene Ontology annotation, biological process: nuclear-transcribed mRNA catabolic process, 3'-5' exonucleolytic nonsense-mediated decay. NCBI's taxonomy places the organism in Eukaryota, Metazoa, Chordata, Aves, Psittaciformes, Psittaculidae. Bases 13 to 702 code for a protein of 229 amino acids. Gene Ontology annotation, cellular component: Ski complex. The transcript is spliced from 9 exons.
GAAUACAUCCAGAUGUCCGGUCGCGCCGGUCGCCGAGGCCUGGAUGCCACAGGCACAGUUAUCAUCAUGUGCAGGAGCAAUGUCCCUGAGCUGCCCGACCUGCACCGCAUGAUGCUGGGCCGCCCCACACAGCUGCAGUCCCGGUUCCGUCUCACCUAUCCCAUGAUCCUGAACCUGCUGCGGGCUCAGGAGCUGCGGAUCCAGGACCUGCUCCGCAGGAGCUACGCGGAGUUCCCAGUGCGCCGGGAGCAGGAGGCCCAGGCUCGCCGCGUGACCCAGCUCCAGGGGUCACUGUCAGCCCUACCGGAGCCGGAUCCCAGCAGUGACAUCAGCAGUUACCAUGAGGCUGUCGCAGCUCUGAGGAGGGACCGGAAGGAGCUGAUGCGGCGCCUGGCAGAGUCAGUGUCAGGGCUGCGGGUGCUGGUGCCUGGCCGGGUACUGGUGGUGAACAAUGGGAGGCACCGGAACGCACUGGGGCUCAUCCUGCAGGUGACCCCCAGCCCCACAGGCCGCAUCUUCACCACCCUGGUGCUCACUGAGAAGCCCCCCGAGGGGGGGGGGGGGAGCCCCCAGCCCCCCCCAGUGCCCCCCUCCCUGAGGAGCUGCUGCUCACCCGCCUCUUCCUGCCCGAUGGUCCCUGUGGCCACGCGUUGGAGCAGCUCCAGGCUGAGGAUAUUGGGGGGGUCACGACCAAGACCCUGAAGGUGAACCCCGAAACUCUGCUCCAGGAGCUGAAGCCCAGACACCAGCACAGGGACAGCCCUGCCUUGUCAGCCGCCCUCCAGUCCCUGCUCCGCCUGGCGGGGGGGGACUCCCCCCCCCCCCUCCUGGAUCCCAUUGGGACCCUCCGUGAUCCCGAAUCCCUGGAAGCAGCCGCACGGAUCCGGGAGCUCAGCACCAGAAUGGGAACCUUCCAAUGCAUCCAUAGGCCCCGAUUCCAGCAGGAGUAUGACCAGUUUGGGACGCGCCAGGCCCUGCAGGAGGAACUGGAGCAGCUCCAGUUCCAGCUCUCGGACCAGUCCCUGAUGCUCCUGCCCGAGUACCAGCAGCGCCUGGAGGUGCUCCGCCGCCUGCAGUACGUGUCCCCAUCGGGUGCAGUGUCGCU